Linepithema humile (Argentine ant) is the source of this 2910-nucleotide messenger RNA. NCBI's taxonomy places the organism in Eukaryota, Metazoa, Arthropoda, Insecta, Hymenoptera, Formicidae. The record is from RefSeq and is a predicted model, not a curated record.
AUGGCCGGAAAGAAUGUGAAAAAGGCGCCCGAAGCUGAAAAUGAAGCCAAAGUUGAAUCUGAGACGCGUGCGCGCAUACACACACAUCACAACUUCUCGCAGGAAGUCAGAUGCGCUUACGUUGUGCUGCUGCUGGCCGGCUACUGGGUGACAGAGUGCAUACCAAUCGCGAUCACGUCGAUGAUACCCGUGGUGUUGUUUCCGGCGUUCGGCAUUCUUAGCACUCAAGAAACAUGCGUCUGUUACAUGAACGACACCAUCAUGGUCUUCAUCGGCGGCUUGAUUCUCGCCAUCGCCACCGAGCACUGCAAUCUGCAUCUGCGAAUCGCUCUGGUUGUGAUGAAGACGCUCGGGUGCAGUCAUGCGAAAUUGCUCGGCGGUCUCUGCACGGUAACCACUUUCAUAUCCAUGUGGAUCGCGAAUGCGGCAACUACCGCUAUGAUGGUGCCCAUCGCCUUUGCCGUUCUCCGCGAGCUGGAGAAGCAAGGACUCGGAAAAGUAUUCGACAUAAAGCAGGAUCUGGAGGAUCCAGAAGCUGAACCAGAUAUAAAACCGACGAACAUAACGAAGGCUUACUUAUUCGCGGCGGCGUACGCUUCGUCCUUUGGGGGCACUGGAUCGAUUGUCGGUACCCCGACAAAUCUUGCUUUCAAGGGUAUCUACGAGUACAACUUCCCCGAUGCCGAUCCCAUCACCUUCGGCGAUUGGAUGGCAGCCUCGAUCCCGCAGAUGGCCACGAAUUCCUUUAUUUUGUGGCUGUAUCUGCGAAUCGCCUUUCUCGGAUACCUAAGGCCACAUAGCAAAGACGCCGAGAUGGCGAGAAUCGGCGCGGAAGGCGAGGCCAUCGCGAAUCAAGUGAUAAGUGAUAACCUUAAGAAUCUAGGACCCAUGACGUUCCACGAGAUUUCCGUCGCGACGCUUUUCACGGGAUGCAUAUUCCUGUGGGUAUUUAGAGCCCCUGGCUUUGUCCGCGGAUGGUCGGAAGUUCUAACGGAUGUCGAAGUGACUUGCUACUCGCUUUUCCGCUCGGUUUCGCGCGUUACCUCGCGUUGAUUGAAAUUUCGCUCAACCGCAGCGUCCGAACGGCCUGCCGAAUCGUCCGAGGGUCUGAUCACCUGGAAGGUCAUCGAGACGAAGAUGCCGUGGAGACUGGUAUUCCUGCUUGGCAGCGGUUUCGCCAUCUCAAAGGGCAGCAGCGUUUCGGGACUCGCUAUGAGAGUAGGACUGGCUCUGGUGCCCUUGAAGGAUCUACCUCCUGUGCUGAUGAUGGCCGUUGUUCUUCUGUUCGUCAACACUCUGACGGAGUUCACUUCGAACGUCGGCACUGCGAAUAUAAUUUUGCCUGUCGUUGCUCACAUGGAGGUCAGAUGCGCGUUUGUAGUGUUGCUGAUGGCCGGCUACUGGGUGACCGAUUGCUUUCCUAUGGCAGUGACAUCGCUGAUACCGGUGGUGAUGUUUCCGUCGUUGGGUAUACUGAGUACGGCGGAUACGUGCGCUUGUUACAUGAACGACACCAUAAUGGUGUUCAUCGGCGGUUUGGUCCUCGCAAUCGCUAUCGAGCAUAGCAAUCUACACCUGAGAAUCGCUCUCGGCGUCAUGAAAACAGUUGGCUGUAGUCAUGCAAAAUUGCUCGGCGGCCUCUGCGUGGUCACAACCUUCAUAUCCAUGUGGGUGUCAAACACUGCGGCCACUGCUAUGAUGGUGCCCAUCAUAUUCGCCGUUUUGCGCGAAUUGGAACAGGCUGGACUAGGUAUGGUGUUCAGGACGGAAGAAAAGCCAGACGCCGCGCCAGAGAUAAAACCGACGAAAUUAACGAAAGCGUACUUGCUAGCGGCGGCCUACUGCUCGACGUUCGGCGGAACUGGAACGAUAGUAGGAACGGGCACGAAUCUGACUUUCAAAGGAAUCUACGAAAGCAUAUUUCCCGAAUCCGAGGGAAUUAAUUUUACUCAGUGGUUGAUCGCGUCUUUUCCCCAAAUGGUCGUUAAUUCUUUCCUUACUUGGCUGUAUCUACGAAUUGCUUACAUGGGAUUCUUAAGACCGCGAAGUAAAGACGCUGAAUUGGCCACCAUAGGAAGGGAGGGCGAGGCUAUCACAAAUCAAGUCAUAGAAACGAGAUACAAGAAUUUGGGUCCGAUAUCUUUUCACGAGUCUGCAGUUGCUAUACUAUUUUUUACAUGCAUGUUUCUUUGGUUGUUCCGCAAACCUGGCUUCAUCGUCGGAUGGUCGGAAGUGAUUACUGAUGUAGACCUCAGAGAUUCAGUACCAGUAAUAUUCGUCUUAAUUCUGAUGUUCUUCAUUCCGAAAGAUCCCAGCUUCAUUUACAGCUUCAGUCAAGAUCCUGCUAAAAGACCGAAGAAAUCAUCGGAAGGUUUAAUCACAUGGAAGGCAAUCGAGAGCAAGAUGCCGUGGCGUUUGAUGUUCCUACUCGGCGGUGGAUUUGCGAUAUCACAGGGGACCGUCGCGUCCUGUAUGGCGAAACGGGUCGGUGAAUCCCUGUUACCACUUCGUUAUUUGCCACCCCUUUUAAUACUCGUCCUGCUGUGCAUUUUCAUCGGUACAAUCACAGAAUUUACUUCAAACGUCGGCAUCGCAAAUAUCACCCUACCAGUGAUAGCGCAAAUGUGCGUAGCAAUGGAGAUGCAUCCCAUGUAUCUGAUGGUACCAGCUGCAUUGAUGUGCUCUUUUUCCUUUCGUCUACCGGUCGGAACGCCACCGAACGCGAUUAUAACUGUCGCAGGACACAUCCCGACCAAGUGGUUGAUCGCCGGAGGCUGUACACCUGCGAUUUAUAGUCUAAUUGUGGAGAUUAUUUUAUUCCCGACGUGGGGUGUCUAUGUUUUUGGAAUCAAAGAGUUUCCCACUUGGGCUAUGCAUGUUACGAAUAAUGAGACAAAUGGACGUUGUUAA